Messenger RNA from Zingiber officinale, 1515 nucleotides. Its product is annotated as phospholipase A1 EG1, chloroplastic/mitochondrial-like. The record is from RefSeq and is a predicted model, not a curated record. Gene Ontology annotation, molecular function: glycerophospholipid phospholipase A1 activity. Gene Ontology annotation, cellular component: chloroplast. The transcript has a single exon. Lineage: Eukaryota; Viridiplantae; Streptophyta; Magnoliopsida; Zingiberales; Zingiberaceae. The coding region runs from base 28 to 1323 and encodes 431 amino acids. Gene Ontology annotation, biological process: lipid metabolic process.
CCCACGGACCGACCGACCGUUCGACCCAUGGCGUCGCGCCUUCCGGCAUCCAAUUCCUGUGCCGCAAUCACUGAGUGCCGGCGGGGGCGAGUCUCGGCCGCCGCCGCCACGGCCCAGUCGAUCAUGACGGCGGAGCUAGCCGCGUCGGUCGCGGCAGUGCCCAGGAUCUCUGUGCAGCACGCGCCGGCGCCGGUUCCGGCUAAGGCGAACAUGAGGAAGGAGAUGGAGGAGGAUAAUUGGGAGGCUCUGGUGGCGCCACUGCAUCCGGUUCUCAGAGAUGAGAUCGUCCGGUACGGCGAGCUGGUUGCCGCCUGUUACAAGGCCUUCGACCUCGAUCCUUCCUCCGACCGUUACCUCAACUGUAAGUACGGCAAGAAGAACAUGCUCCGGGGGGUGGGAAUGCCGGACGCCGGCUACGAGGUCACCAAGUACGUGUAUGCCACCCCGGACAUCAGCCUCCCCAUCCCGACCCAGAGCGGCAGCACCUGCUGCGGCCGCUGGAUCGGCUACGUCGCCGUCUCUUCUUCCGACGUCGGCCGCCGCGACAUCGUCGUCUCCUUCCGCGGCACCGUCACUAGCACCGAGUGGAUCGCUAACCUGAUGAGCUCCCUGGAGGUGGCGCGGUUCGAUCCGCACGACCCCCGCCCGGACGUCAAGGUCGCCUCGGGCUUCCUCAACCUCUACACCUCCGGCGACAGCUCCACCAAGUUCGGCAGCGGCAGCUGCCGGGAGCAGCUCCUGGCCGAGGUGUCCCGCCUCCUCCACAAGUACAAGGGCGAGGAGGUGAGCAUCACGCUGGCCGGCCACAGCAUGGGGAGCGCCCUCGCGCUGCUCCUCGGCUACGACAUCGCCGAGCUCGGCCUCAACCAGGGGGCGCCCGUCAUGGUCUACUCCUACGGCGGGCCGCGCGUCGGCAACGCCGGGUUCAAGCGACGGUGCGAGGAGCUCGGCGUCAAGGUGCUGCGCGUGGCGAACGUGAACGACCCGGUGACGAAGUUGCCGGGGGUCAUUUUCAAUGAGAAUUUCAGGAAUCCGAUGGGCGGCGGCCUGAGCAGCUACGCCCACGUCGGGGUGGAGCUGGCCCUGGACUUCUUCAAGGUGCAGGACCCGGUUUGUGUGCAUGACUUGGACGCCUACAUCCGGCUCUUGAAAUGCCAUCCCAAGAACGGCGCCGCCGUCCGAGCGAAGAGGAACAGGGACGCCGCCGGCGACAUCGCGAGGAAGGCCAGGGAGCUGCUGAGCAGCGUCCAAGUGGCAGAGGCAUGGACGUGGCAAGACGCCGCCAUGCAGCUGGGCAAUUGGAUGCAGCUACUAAAUAUCUAACCCUCCGGCGACCGGCCGGCGCCGAUCGAUGAACAAAGUGGUUUAAAAAAAAUCACUUCAUUUUUUUAUUAUUAAAGAGACAUGUAUUUUUUAAGAAUCAUGUCCAUUCGACAACAUUUUUUGAUUAUUUAUUAAUUUUUUUAUCUCAAACUAUAUACAAAGAAAUUGAAGGCGUUAUAUACAAAAUAAUAG